ACAGUCCCACCACCGCGCGGCGAGCUCCGCCACGAGCGCCGGAGCUCCGCGCCGCCCGGCGCCGCCUCCCCCAACUCUCUGCCCCACCGGGACUCGUCACUUCCGCCAUCCCCAGGCCCGGGUUGGGCGGGGAACGCGGGGGAGGGGGCCAGGUCCGAGGGAAGCCCGCCCGCGCGCGAGCAGGGACUACAUUUCCCGAGGGGCCUCGGCGGCGGCGGCGGCGGCGGGCGCGGCAACGUCCCCCGGAAGUGGAGCCCUGGACUUCCACUCGUGCGUGAGGCGAGCGGAGCCAGAGUCGAGACCAGAGGCCGAACUCGGGAUCUGACAAGAUGGCCGGGCUGCCCCGCAGGAUUAUCAAGGAAACCCAGCGUUUGCUGGCGGAACCAGUUCCUGGCAUUAAAGCAGAACCAGAUGAGAGCAACGCCCGUUAUUUUCAUGUGGUCAUUGCUGGCCCCCAGGAUUCCCCCUUUGAGGGAGGGACUUUUAAACUUGAACUAUUCCUUCCAGAAGAAUACCCGAUGGCAGCCCCUAAAGUACGUUUCAUGACCAAAAUUUAUCAUCCUAAUGUAGACAAGUUGGGAAGAAUAUGUUUAGAUAUUUUGAAAGAUAAGUGGUCCCCAGCACUGCAGAUCCGCACAGUUCUGCUAUCGAUCCAGGCAUUGUUAAGUGCUCCCAAUCCAGAUGAUCCAUUAGCAAAUGAUGUAGCGGAGCAGUGGAAGACCAACGAAGCCCAAGCCAUAGAAACAGCUAGAGCAUGGACUAGGCUAUAUGCCAUGAAUAAUAUUUAAAAUCGAUCUGAUCAUCAAGUGUGCAUCACUUCUCCUGUUCUGCCAAGACUUCUUCCUUUUUUGUUUGCAUUUAAUGGACACAGUCUUAGAAACAUUACAGAAUAAAAGCCCAGACAUCUUCAGUCCUUUGGUGAUUAAAUGCACAUUAGCAAAUCUA
Molecule: messenger RNA, 945 nt
Organism: Panthera uncia (snow leopard)
Lineage: Eukaryota; Metazoa; Chordata; Mammalia; Carnivora; Felidae
Gene: UBE2N
Product: ubiquitin conjugating enzyme E2 N
Exons: 4
Coding region: 330-788 (152 amino acids)
Source: RefSeq, a predicted model, not a curated record